Molecule: messenger RNA, 753 nt
Organism: Alternaria novae-zelandiae
Lineage: Eukaryota; Fungi; Ascomycota; Dothideomycetes; Pleosporales; Pleosporaceae
Exons: 2
Coding region: 1-753 (250 amino acids)
Source: RefSeq, a predicted model, not a curated record
AUGCCGGUUUUCGAUCUAGGCCGGCUAGGUCGCUUCCAGAUAUCCUAUCUUCCGCCGUCAGAUAUGUCGCAAGGAGAGCAGCAAGACCUACCCUCAGGCCCGCCACCUGAGUAUACAAAUGAUACCGACAGGGAAAGCGACGCCAAGUACCACGCUCCAUCGCAAGCUCAACCACCAGAGUGCAAGACCAAGCAAGUGUGUCGGUGGCUCAUCGAGAUCUUCGCAAUAACCUUCAACGCGAACUUCGACGAGCUGAACGCAGCUCUCUACGACAUUCCCGUACCAGACAACACAAACACAAUACUUUGCGACUCUGAGCGCGCAGACCUGGUGGCUCAAUCCGAUCUUGUGCGCAAGAUGCACAGGUGGUAUCUCGGCAAUAAAAAAACAAGGAUAUAUCGAAAGGAAGAGUUAGCGCUGUGCGACACCAUCAUCCAACCCGUCUCCGUCCUUGACGAACUUCAAGGCACGUGGCCUCACUUCGCUUUAGACAUGAUCGGGUGGUACGGCGAAGAAGAGCGCCGGCCAUCUGAUACACGCUGGGCAACCACUAUCCCCGCGCUCUGGGCGGCAGAUACACGGUAUAGCUCUUGGGGCCGUCGAGAGCAGCUGGAGACCAACAUGCGAACGUGGCGUAAUGAUCUAGAAGACGCUGCACCAAACGACAAGGUGCGCGACGUGCUACGGGAAGCGUGGGACGAUUAUCGGAGACGGUUCGGGCUGGGAUACCUCGUCGUUCGCACACAGGAGUAG